This is a messenger RNA of Juglans microcarpa x Juglans regia, 1520 nucleotides long. RefSeq names its product UPF0481 protein At3g47200-like. Bases 49 to 1407 code for a protein of 452 amino acids. Lineage: Eukaryota; Viridiplantae; Streptophyta; Magnoliopsida; Fagales; Juglandaceae. The record is from RefSeq and is a predicted model, not a curated record. The transcript has a single exon.
CACUUCUUUUUCAGAAAGCCAUUCACCAGCUUCGACUUCAGCCUUCAGAUGGCAACGGAUUCCGAUGAACGAGAAGCUGGUUGCAGUCACGUCGUCACGAUCUGGGAGGUCAACAAGGAACGCCUAGACAAAAUGGAAAAGAUGAUCUCCCAGACCAUCCCACGCUUGCUAAGCACUGCUGCUGGUAGAAGAACUUGUAGCAUCUUCAGAGUCCCCCAGAGCUUUAUCGAGAUCAACGGCAACUGGUACCAGCCCCGUAUCGUCUCCAUCGGGCCUUACCACCGCGGAAAGCCUCACCUACAGAUGAUCGAGGAGCACAAGUGGCGGUAUCUCCACUCCUUGCUCUCCAGGACCAAACCCAUGGGUAUAACUUUGGAGGACUACUUGAAAAGCAUACACUCAGUUGAAAAGGAUGCCAGAGAGUGUUAUUCCGAAGCCAUCCAUCUCAGCACCGAUGAGUUCCUUGAAAUGAUGGUUCUCGAUGGUUGUUUCAUAAUAGAACUGUUUCGAAAGGUUAACGAUCCAGUACUUUUCGGCCCUGACGAUCCUCUGGCCACCAUGACUUGGAUAUUAGCAUUUUUCUACAGGGACUUUCUUCGACUUGAGAAUCAAAUCCCAUUCUUAGUUCUUGAAAAACUAUUUGAAAUUUCCAAAACGUCUGUCCAGGAGUCUGGUCCGCCCUUGUCUUUGCUUGCCAUGCGAUUCUUCAACAACAUAAUGCAAAGACCCGACCAAGUCAUAGAGAAGUGUCACGGUUUCAAGGGCUUGCAUUUGUUGGAAUUGGUUCGUUCAAGUUUUAUACCAUCCGAUCAAAAACUUCCACCACACGGAGGCUGCACACCAACCCAUAUCAUCUAUUCCGUCUCAAAGCUUCGCCGUUCUGGGAUUCAACUCAACCCGAGUAAGACGGAGAGCAGCUUCUUGGUGGUGAAAUUCAGACGCGGUGUAAUUGAAAUGCCUAGCAUAACGAUUGAUGACUUCAUGAGCUCUUUCUUGGUGAAUUGUGUGGCCUUUGAGCAGUGCUACAACAGCUACUCCAAAUAUGUUACCACUUACGUUACGUUGUUGGACUGUCUCGUGAACUCUCCAAAGGAUGUAGAGUACCUUUGUGAUCGCAACAUAAUUGAGAAUUACUUUGGGACAGAAGGCGAAGUUGCACACUUCAUCAACAACAUGGGCAAGGACGUGGCGUUUGAUUUCGAUCGGUGCUAUCUUUCCAAGCUGUUCAAUGAUGUGAAUGAGUAUUAUCAAAAUAGUUGGCAUGUCCAGUGGGCGAGCUUCAAGUAUACGUAUUUUGACACACCAUGGUCGGGGAUCUCGGCGUUGGCUGCCUUUGUGCUCUUAUUGCUCACGCUUGCACAGACUUUUUUCACUAUCUAUCCUUAUGUGCAUCCUAGACCAUUAUAAGCUGGGUCAUCUGAGAAUUCUGCUUCCCCUACACACCAUAUAUAAUAAACACCAUCUGCUAUAUAUAUAGUUUUAAGAGAAUCAUGAAUGUUUAAAAGUAAAAAGUUGUCGUA